This is a messenger RNA of Phytophthora infestans T30-4, 1471 nucleotides long. RefSeq names its product citrate synthase, mitochondrial precursor. Gene Ontology annotation, biological process: carbohydrate metabolic process; citrate metabolic process; tricarboxylic acid cycle. Bases 56 to 1471 code for a protein of 471 amino acids. Gene Ontology annotation, cellular component: mitochondrial matrix. The transcript is spliced from 3 exons. NCBI's taxonomy places the organism in Eukaryota, Oomycota, Peronosporomycetes, Peronosporales, Peronosporaceae. The record is from RefSeq and is a predicted model, not a curated record.
CACAGGACACACCUCCGUCGAUCACUGCACUCGCCAAGCUUUCAAUCCAUCAGACAUGAGCGCUAUUAUCAAGUCCCUCCGCCAGACGGCCACCAUGGCCACGCGCUCGACUGCUGCCCCUGCUGCGGCUCGCGCUCUCUCCACCUCCACAACCUCGCUCCUAGACGAGCUGAAGGAGCAGAUUCCCGUGCGUCAGGAGGCUCUCAAGAAGCUCAAGUCUGAGCACGGCCACAAGUCGCUUGGCGAGGUCACCGUGGAGCAGACUCUCGGCGGCGCUCGUGGAAUUAAGUCGCUUCUGUGGGAGACCUCGCUGCUGGACGCCGAGGAGGGCAUCCGUUUCCGCGGCCACACCAUCCCGGACCUCCAGCAGUGCCUACCGGCCAAGGAGGAGGGUGGCGAGCCCCUACCGGAAGGUCUUCUAUGGCUACUAAUGACCGGUGAGGUCCCCACGGCCGCCCAGACCGCCAGCGUCACCGCUGAGCUGCACUCGCGCGCCAAGGUACCCGAGCACGUGCUCAAAAUCAUCCGUGACCUCAAGCACGCCCACCCCAUGACGCAGCUGUCGGCUGCUGUGACUGCUAUGAACACUGAGAGCAUCUUCGCCAAGAAGUACGCUGAGGGUAUCCACAAGUCCACCUACUGGGAGUACACGUACGAGGACAGCAUGAACCUCAUCGCUCGCCUGCCCGAGGUGGCCGCUCUUAUUUAUCGCAACACGUACUUCGGCGAGUCCAACAACGCUUACGACUCGAGCCUGGACUACUCGGCCAACUUCAACCGCAUGCUUGGCUUUGACAACGCUGAGUUCGACGAGCUUAUGCGUCUGUACCUGGUGAUCCACAGCGACCACGAAGGUGGCAACGCCAGUGCUCACACCACGCAUCUCGUGGGCUCGACCCUGUCGGACCCGUACCUCUCCCUAGCCGGUGGCCUCAACGCUCUGGCCGGCCCACUGCACGGCCUUGCCAACCAGGAGGUGCUGGGCUGGAUCCUCGACCUGCAGGCCGAGUUCCACGCUAAGGGGCUUGAGGUGAACAAGGAGACCAUCACCCAGUUCGCGUGGGACACGCUGAAUGCCGGCAAGGUCAUCCCGGGCUACGGUCACGCCGUGCUGCGUAAGACUGACCCGCGUUACACGUGCCAGCGCGAGUUCGGUCUCAAGUACAUGCCCAACGACGAGCUGUUCCGCAUUGUCGACACGAUCUACCAGGUGAUGCCGGGUGUUCUGACCGAGCACGGCAAGACUAAGAACCCGUACCCGAACGUGGACUCGCACAGCGGUGUGCUGCUGCAGUACUACGGUUUGACGCAGAAGAACUACUACACGGUACUCUUCGGUGUCUCGCGUGCUAUUGGUGUGCUCUCGCAGCUCUUCUGGGACCGCGCACUAGCCCUGCCGCUGGAGCGCCCCAAGUCUGUGACCAGCGAGUGGAUCAACAACCACUUCGCCAACAAGAAUCUCGGCCGGUAG